Scatophagus argus is the source of this 866-nucleotide messenger RNA. RefSeq lists its product as uncharacterized. Lineage: Eukaryota; Metazoa; Chordata; Actinopteri; Scatophagidae. Bases 206 to 673 code for a protein of 155 amino acids. The transcript has 3 exons. The record is from RefSeq and is a predicted model, not a curated record.
AAUCGACUGAGCGAGCAGUGGAGUCUGGAGCUCGUUGUGAGUCCAAGCCCUUCUGUCUGUCAGGUUGGAUUAAAACGAGAUUUAAAGUAGCUGCACUUUGUUUAAACUCUAAAUAUGAAGUGAGGACAAAAAGGAAGUUUCGGAGUUUCCAUCACUGCAGGUAUUCAACUGUACAACAUCCACUGCACGUCUGCCCGUCCUGGACAUGUCACUACAGGUGUGGUGCCUGUCGUUUCGGCAGCCGUACGCCGGUCUGAUUCUGGACGGGGUGAAGACCGUGGAGAGCCGCUGGAGGCCCCUGUUGGCCCCACUGGAGAACCAGACCCUGGCGGUCCACAUUGCCCAGCGAGACUGGGAGGGGGAGGAGUGGAGGGAGGUGCUCAGCGGCUCACUGGGAAUGAACCAGGAUCAGAUCCAAGCGCUCCUGGAGUCUGGAGAGAGGUUCGGCCGCGGCGUAGUAGCAGGACUAGUGGAUGUGGGAGGUACCUGGCUCUGUCCUGCCUCCCUCCAGGGGGAGGAGCUGGAACACCUGGAGCAGUCGACUGUUCUGAUUGGUCUGCAGGAGAAAUACCUGACUCACCUGUCCAACCCUCGCUGGCUGAAGGAGCCACUGAGCGUCCACGGAGGUCGGGAUCUCUGGACUGUGCAGAUCCCCAAUGAGCUGUUACCAUGACAACAACAUUCAAUCAGACUGAAACAUCUCAACUGUUGAUUGUAAUGAACAGUUAACAUUGCUGACGUGCUGGUGAGCACCUGAAUGAACCUCACGUCUGUCGUCACAGGUAAUCAAGAAAUCUUCUGAUCCCAAGUCAGUCCAGACUUGAAGCUGACUUGUUUUGUUAAUAAAGUUGUGCGUUCUGGUUCCA